AAGAUAAGGAGGUUGAUGAAUUCCUGGGUUCAAAGUAUAAGGAAAAGGUUAGUAAUGAGAUAAGAGAAAGGAACAGAGAGAAAAAGCUUCGAGAUCAAGAGACAUAUAAUACCUCUUUGGCAAUGUCGAUUCUGCCAAUACCACCCGUUCCUUUAGUAUCGACCGAUUCAUCACGUGAGGCAAAAACCGUUUCCAGUGGAAACGAUCAGAGAAAAGUUUUGUCAAAAUCUUCUGAGCUGAUACAAAUUGGUCCUGAUGACAGAGUAUUUAAUGAUGGGAAGGAUAUCAGUAUGACAGUGCCGAAAUUAACGAGUCUUGUGCUACCCAAAUUUCAAAGACCCUCAUUCCAGAGUGUGCAUCAAAUUUGGCUCGCUUGUUUGAAAAAGCAAUCAAGACAGGUCAGAAAGAAAUUUUACGUUGGUAUAAAUUAUUCUCUUGAAAUCGAGAGCAAGUUCUCGCUAUUAUGGAUGAAAAGCGAAAAAAAUAAGAUAGGUUUGCCACCAAUCACUCAACCCAAGAAGACCACACUAGUCAUCCCGUAUGAUACUUGUGCUUCCUAUAUCAAUACAGUAUUGAAGGAGCACCCUUACCUAUCUUUGCGACAUAGUGACGAAUUUAACGAUUGUUACGAAUUCAAUGAUUCAGGAGUAUGUCCAGGAUGUGAGAAAGAGCAUAGUAAAGGGUAUGUAUUUGGUAUAGUCGGUCAAUGCAGAAAUGGUUCUUACUAUGUUAAGUGCCGAAACUUGCUCCAUGAAAAAGAAAUCAGUAAAGUUGGCACAGCCAAGAUGAGUAUAUCAUCUACAUCUCAAGUCUUGGAUUCUUCUGAUCUGAAAACUCAGACAAGUAUACCUCCCACAUCUCAACCCAAGAAGGCCUUACCUGAAAAACAGAAUAAUCUGACACCCAUGACCAUGCUAUUUUCCGCAAUAAAGCAUUGGAACAAUAUCCUGAUCUAUAUUAUGAAUUCAGCAGUGAAAAUGUUGAUUAUUAUGGAAUUACUGCCGAGACAUUAUGUCCUUUAUGCAAGUUAG
Molecule: messenger RNA, 1031 nt
Organism: Paraglomus brasilianum
Lineage: Eukaryota; Fungi; Glomeromycota; Glomeromycetes; Paraglomerales; Paraglomeraceae
Source: the annotation of a GenBank genome assembly